AUGGACGCGUUUGAUGGCGAGCUGAGCGAUGUUGAAGAAAGCCAGGCAACCCAACUGCUGCUAGACAUUGUUCCCCGAAAAUCUCCCAGCCCAGGCCUGCCUUCAAAGGGCUCCUCAAAGCCAACUGCCGUGCAACCAGCGGGAGCCGACAUCUCGGUCGACUCGCACAACUCUUCUCGCAUUUCAACUUCAAUACCAACGUAUCAUUUUCACGGAUUAGCAACUACGCAGACCGAAACGGACCUAACGAUGGAGGAUCACAAUGGAGGAUCACAGAAAGAGAAUAUCCAAGCACCAGUGGGGGCAGCGGAGAUACAGCAAGUAGAAGGGGGAUCUAGAGCUGUGCAAGGCCAGGCAACUCCCUCCAUUAGCAAAAGUGGCCACAACAAAGCAAGCCACUCAGUCUCGCACAGCAAAGACACCGAACGCGAGACCUAUCGCACUGUCUUCUCUACAAUCACCGUCAAACUCGGUGAAACAGUCGCUCAAGUCCUCGAUGCGCCAGAAACCCAGCAACUCGGUGGCAUCAUCAAGUCGAAAGCCUACAAAGUCCCCGAUCCGAGCUGA
Molecule: messenger RNA, 567 nt
Organism: Coprinopsis cinerea okayama7#130
Lineage: Eukaryota; Fungi; Basidiomycota; Agaricomycetes; Agaricales; Psathyrellaceae
Exons: 3
Coding region: 1-567 (188 amino acids)
Source: RefSeq, a predicted model, not a curated record